Sitodiplosis mosellana (orange wheat blossom midge) is the source of this 3066-nucleotide messenger RNA. RefSeq names its product wolframin (gene wfs1). The record is from RefSeq and is a predicted model, not a curated record. Lineage: Eukaryota; Metazoa; Arthropoda; Insecta; Diptera; Cecidomyiidae. Bases 298 to 2859 code for a protein of 853 amino acids. Gene Ontology annotation, cellular component: endoplasmic reticulum membrane. Gene Ontology annotation, molecular function: protein binding. Gene Ontology annotation, biological process: calcium ion homeostasis; endoplasmic reticulum unfolded protein response. The transcript has 4 exons.
CUUAUAGUUUUUUUUCAGUCACAAUUCAAGCAAAAGAACCCCAAAAUCAAUCGAAACAGAACGGAUUAAGAAACCACGAAACAAUACAAAAGUUAUGUGCCAAAAAUAGGUGAAGAUUAACUACUGUCACCGAAAAGAGGAAAAUCGACGAAAAAAUAUUUGUUUGUAAAUAAAAAUCGCACCCAAUAAAAUAGGAAUAAACUCACUCACCGCAAACUCUUACGUUAAGUUACUGAGAAUAAUUGUAAAAGUCUGACGUGUUGUUGUUAUAUACACAUAAUUUUCGGUGUGUGAGAUAUGGCGCGAUGGGCAAGUACAGAUCCAUCGCAUAUAAAUCAGCGUCGAAAAUGGAAUCUGGAAGAUCGAACAUCGUUACGAAAUUUACAUGGAAACUCUACAGAAAAUGGAGAUUCAAAUAGUCAAUAUGAAAUAGCAAGGCAAAUCCUUGAAAAUGAUGCAGCCGAAGAUUCGCGUGCCGAUUAUUCAUUGGGUAUUGAUUGGUUGUUGAAAGCGUCAUACGAGGGCCAUGAAGGCGCAUUGAUGCUGCUAGCAAAAAGCCUGAAAACCGGACGCGGAAUCAAUGAUCGAAAUAUCACCGAGGUCGAAACCUGCUUGCAAAUGACACAAUCCGAACGAAAUGCACGAAAAGCGGCCCGUGAACUGUUCAAUUGUUUGAAGCAAACGAAUAAUUCCGGCGAACACUAUAUCACGGUGGCGCAACUUGAAAAGAAAAUGCGACAAAUCUACAAACUGAAAACCAGUCGAUACAAAAAGGGCCCGAAUACACCAUCGUCUUCACAAAAUGAACAGGAUAUUUCACCAUAUCAUUCGAUUCGGCGGAACAUAAUGUCGAGUCCGGGCAAUAAUAUCAGCGAAGAAAAUCUCAUUUCGGCUGCAAUGCAAGUGGUUCACGGCCAGUUACCAAACAUUAGUUCCUCAUUAACGCUAUCGGUGCCGCAUCCCGAGUCAUUGAAUCAAGUCCCAUAUUUUCAUCGAUUGCUGUUCCAUCCGCUGCUAUUUCUCUACCUAAUUUACCAUCAGUACUUGAAUGCACUGGCUCGAUUUCCCAGUUCCUUAGCCAAUUGCCUCAUCUUUCUAUUGAUAUUAUCAUACACAACAACCAUAAACAAUGUGCUCGUCUUCAUGCCGGUCGUCAUCUACCACGUGAGCCUAUUUGUGAUGAUUGUUUCGACGCUGAAAAUGUUCAAAUCGAAACAUCGAUAUGACGACUUUCGAAUUUGGUCGCAGCUUUUCUUGAGUUUUGAUCAGCAGUUUGAUACGAACGCGGAAAAUGCAUUUCUUCGCAAAGAACUACAACCAUAUCUCAUCCAUUUUUCGGCAUUUUUUGUGAAUGUUAUCGUUUCGUCGACCAUUCCGCUCGACUGGAAAAUGUCCUCAGAAGUGACAAUUAUCUCAUUCAUUUUACUAUUUGUAACACUGUUCAUAUUCAUGUUGAAUAAUCGCAAUCCAUUUCCCGAUUUGCUGGUUUUACUCUCGUUCGGCAUCAAUGUGCUGGUGAAGUAUCCGUUCGAAAUUGACGCCGAAAUGUGGAGCAAUUGGUUGAUAUCCGAUUUGAAAAUACCAACAUUUGCACCGUUCCCGAUUGGCCAUGGCAUCGAAUUUUGUUUCAACUCACGGGGUUUGCUGUAUCUUUUAAUACCGGGACUAUUGGUUGCGUUGGCCCAUCGGCACAAUUGGCAUGGCAUUUAUCAGUGUCUGAUUCCGCACUGCGUCACAUUGAGUUGGCUGCAAAUUUGCAUAAUCGGUUCACAAUCGGCAACGAUGUUCGAAAUGGUGCGUGGCACUUUAACGCUCGCUGGAAUGCUAUUUUGCCUCCCAUUGUUUGGUUUAGUGACUCUGAUGAUACCCGUGUUCGUUACGGUUGAGUCGUUGGCUCUGAAGAAUGCCGUACAUCGCUUGAUUGCAUCGAUAUCAAUUGCAGGCAUUGCUUUGGCCAUGUCUUGCCUGCUCGCAUCAUAUCGACGUACCAAAAAAUAUGUGACAUUCAUUCAGAUAAUUGCUUGUUUAGUCGCUACAUUCUACUUAACGCAACCGUUACUUUCGAAGUAUUUCGAUGUGUCUCCAUCGGAUUCGCAGUCGAGUGACAUUUAUCACACAAUCAUCAAUCGAGUUGAGGCUGACGACGCGAUGCUACAAGAAGAAGUAACGGCCAACUACUUGAAAUGGGAUCUGUUCAAUCGUCAUUGUCAUUCGCCACUACUUUAUCCCGGGAAUCGAAUAAAUGCUCAAUUGAAAUGCGAUCGAUUCUAUGGGGCGCACAUCAAAUGGGAGGGUCAUGUUCAUAAUAUAGAAAUCCGUAGAGUGUCAAAUAUUUUCGAAAAAGUGCUCUCAUUUUUACCUGACGUUCUAUCGAAUCAAGUAAUGUGUUUUUUUGGUGAACCGAACGAACUCAUGUUCGAUGUGUAUGACUCUGAAGAAUUAGACUACUUUAAAGAGCAGCACAAAUGCAAUUUAAACAAUUGGAAUUCGUAUGAAUUUCGCAUCGGUGUCAAAUUAGAUUACAGUCCAAUCGAAUUGUACCUCAAAGCUCACCAUAGUUUUACAAAUUUUACGAGAUUAUUAGGCCGAACAGAUCGAAUUUGGUUCAGUGGUACGUUAUUGACUAGCUACUCGAAUCCAGACGACGAUAACGAUGUACACGUUCCAUUGACCACAUUCAAUUUGGAACGACAUCCACUGUGGAUUGAUUUGGCAUCGAUCGGAUGCAUUAAAUGUAAGGAAUCAAGUCUGAAAGCAUUCUAUGCAUCAAAUCACCUAAAGUUAAGUAGUCGAAAUAUUUUUAAUGGAAUAAAAUAUUUAUUCAACGUACUAUUCAAUCCGCUUAUUAAGAUAAAUUAGGGCUUUGACAUAAAAUAAAACAAAAGGAACAAAACAAAUAUUCUUGUGUUUCGUAUAAUUAGAUCAGAAUUGUAUAUACAAUUAUGUUUGCAUCUCGUUUCUUUCAAAAUGUAAUGUUUAAUGAUAGCCUAAAGCAAGUGAUAAUUAUAUUAAAGAAAUAGACCAAAAAUAAAAUAACACAGUAAACGUUGUCAACUGUUGAAUGCA